Labeo rohita (rohu) is the source of this 9160-nucleotide messenger RNA. Its product is annotated as citron Rho-interacting kinase. The record is from RefSeq and is a predicted model, not a curated record. Gene Ontology annotation, cellular component: cytoplasm; cytoskeleton. Gene Ontology annotation, biological process: peptidyl-threonine phosphorylation; actomyosin structure organization. Gene Ontology annotation, molecular function: protein serine/threonine kinase activity. The coding region runs from base 441 to 5336 and encodes 1631 amino acids. Lineage: Eukaryota; Metazoa; Chordata; Actinopteri; Cypriniformes; Cyprinidae. The transcript is spliced from 39 exons.
UAUAGAGAGCUUCUGCAGUGGAGAGAGAGAGACUGAGAGAGAGAGAAGGUUGUGCACGAUUCAUUGUCACUUCUCUAGGAUACAGCUCGCUUGCCUCCUCGUCUCAGUGCUCCUCUCUCUUCCCACUCAAGUGUAUCUGAUCAGUCUCUCCUGCACAACUCCUCUGUUUCUCAAGAACUCUGAGGAUGACUCCUCCAGAAACCUCCAGCCACAGAUGCCUGUUCUCCAGCUCAUGGCUGCCCAGGACGACUCAACACUCUUGGGCUUCCCUCGCGCGGACCUGCCCUCUCUAAAGUGGAUCCACAGCGGAACAGCAGCUCAAGCCGGUCUCCUUUAGGAAAGGGCACGUUCAUUCAGACCUCGUCUCUCAGCCUUCAAGCACAUAGAGAACGACCUUCAGAGACAAAUCUUUCAGGAAGUCUAGACAAUCAUAUAUAAAGAUGGAGCAGGAAAUUUCCAAAGUGCAGCGUAAGAUGUCAGACCUGGAGUCAGUUUUGCAGCAGAAGGACGUGGAGCUCAAGGCUUCAGAAACCCAAAGAACCAUCUUAGAACAAGACUUGGCCACCUAUAUCACCGAAUGCAGCAGUUUGAAGCGCAGUUUGGAGCAGGCCCGCAUGGAGGUGUCGCAGGAGGAUGAUAAAGCUCUGCAGCUCCUGCACGACAUACGGGAGCAGAGCAACAAACUGCAGGAAAUUAAAGAACAGGAGUACCACGCUCAGCUGGAGGAAAUGCGUGUGUCUAUUCGUCAGCUAGAGGAGAACCUGUCCGCCGCUCGCCGCCGAAGCGACCUGUACGAAUCUGAGCUGAAAGAAUCCCGCCAGACCAGCGAGGAGCUCAAGAGGAAGGCUGUGGAAUACCAGCAGAAGAUUCAAAAGGCUAAAGAGCAAGGCAAAGCAGAGAUGGAAGAACUUCUGACCAAAUUGCAAAAGACCAAUGCAGAGCAACAAGUAAAGAUGGAAGAACUCCAGGAGAAGCUUGCCAAGGCUGUGAAGGCGAGUACAGAAGCCACUGAACUCCUGCAGAAUGUCCGUCAGGCUAAAGAGCGUCUGGAGCGAGACCUGGAGCGUCUGCAGACCAAAGAGGACUCCACCGACAGCCUGCGCAGACGCCUGCGAGAGACUGAGGAUGGAAAGAAAACCCUGGAGAACCAGGUGAAGAGGCUGGAGAUGGUGGAACGGAGAGAAACUAAACUCAAAGAAGACAUUCAGACCAAGUCGCAGCAGAUCCAACAGAUGGCUGACAAAAUCAUGGAACUCGAAGAGAACUUGCGUGAAACACAAGCAACAGCACAGCGUAUGGAAACACACCUGGAACAGAAGAAGAAGCUUUAUGAAGACAAGAUCAAGGUUUUAGAGACUCAAAUGAAGGCUGAUUUGGCUGAAAAGGAACUGCUGGAGUCCAAGCAGAACGCGUAUGAGGAAGAAUCUCGCGAGCGGGGAAAAGUGAUCAGCGACCAGGCAGCGACGAUCAAUGCCAUGGAGUCAAAGAUGACUAAUCUGGAGCAGAGGAUCGCUGAGCUGUCCGAGGCCAACAAACUGGCAGCCAACAGCAGCAUUUACACACAGAAAAACAUGAAAGCCCAAGAGGAGAUGAUAUCUGAACUCAGGCAGCAGAAGUUUUAUCUGGAAUCUCAGGCUGGAAAACUGGAAGCCCAGAAUGCAAAGCUGGAGGAACAUCUGGAGAAACUGACACAACAAGAGCAGACUAACAAGAGCAGAGUGCUGGAGCUGGAGGCCAGACUGCGAGAGAUCGGUCUGGAGCACGAGGAGCAGAAGCUGGAGAUCAAGCGGCAGGUGUCGGAGCUCACGCUGUCCCUGCAGGAGAGAGAAGCUCAGAUCAGCAGCCUGCAGGCGGCCCGUCAUGCACUGGAGAGCCAACUACAACAGGCCAAGACCGAGCUGGAGGAGACGACAGCAGAGGCAGAGGAGGAGAUCACUGUCCUCCGGGCCCAUCGGGAUGAAAUCCAACGCAAGUUUGAUGCCCUCCGAGACAGCUGUGCGGUGAUCACGGAUCUGGAGGAGCAGUUGACACAACUGACACAGGAAAACGCUGAGCUGAACCGACAGAAUUUCUACCUGUCUAAACAACUGGAUGAGGCCACGGACGAGAACGAGGAGAGACUGCAGCUCAAGCAGGACGUGGAGCGCCUGCGACGGGAGGUGGCCGACCGAGAGAUGCACCUCAACAACCAGAAACAGAACAUCGAGACGCUGAAGACCACAUGUACGAUGCUGGAGGAGCAGGUGCUGGAGCUGGAGACGCUAAACGACGAGCUGUUGGAGAAGGAGAGACAGUGGGAGAACUGGAGAUCUGCCCUGGACGAGGAGAAGAACCAGGCGGAGCGCAGAACCAGAGACAUACAGAGACAACUAGACAACGAGAAGCAGAACAGACUCCGUGCAGAGCAGCGCAAUUCUGAGUCUCGUCAGGCCGUUGAACUGGCGGUCAAAGAGCACAAAGCUGAAAUCCUGGUGCUGCAGCAGGCCCUGAAAGACCAGAAACUCAAAGCCGAAGGUCUUUCUGAUACCCUGAGCGAUCUGGAGAAGAAACACGCCAUGCUGGAGAUGAACGCGCGCAGCCUGCAGCAGAAGCUGGAGACGGAGAGAGAACUCAAACAGAGGCUCAUGGACGAGCAAGCAAAACUGCAGCAGCAGCUGGACAUGCAGAAGAGCCACAUCUUCAGACUGACACAAGGACUUCAGGAUGCGCUGGACCAGACGGACCUUCUGAAGACUGAACGGACAGACCUGGAGUACCAGCUGGAAAACAUACAGGCGGCGUACUCUCACGAGAAGGUCAAGAUGGAGGGGACCAUCACCCAGCAGACCAAGCUCAUAGACUUCCUCCAGGCCAAGGUAGAGCACCCCUCUAAGAAGAAAAAGGGGCUGUUUGGCGGCCGGCGUCGAGAGGAUCUGCUGGCAGCGCUGGCGGCGCAGGGACAGACGCAGGUGCCCGCUGUGCCCGCCGUGGCCCCUGUUCCUCUGCAGUACAGCGACCUGAAGGCCGCGCUGGAGAAGGAACGCGCUCGAUGCUCCGAACUGGAAGAAGCCCUGCAGAAAACACGCCUGGAGCUCAGAGAGGCAGUUCAGUUUAAUAAAGCUCUGGAGCACAGCGCUACUCCAGCCACACCGGGUUUGGCUCGUCAGCAGCUCAUGAUGUCCACCAAAUCCAACAAAUCCCCUGAGCACCAGCCCAGCAGCGGCCUGAUGUCGUCCAGCUCCGGCCGCAGGAAGGACCCUGCCAAUCCUGAAGAAAUAAGGAGAGUCACUUCUGAAAAGUACACCAGACGUGUGAAGGACAGAAUUCAUCACAACACUCCUCACAGAUUCACGCAGGGGCUCAACAUGAGGGCGGCCCGCUGCACCGUCUGUCUAGACACCGUCCAUUUUGGACGGCAAGCUGCAACAUGCAUCGAAUGUCACGCUUUGUGCCACCCAAAAUGCUCCCCGUACCUUCCAGCCACCUGUGGCGUGCCCACCGAAUACGCGCUGCACCUGUCCGAGGCUUUGUGUAGGGAAAAGGGAAGUACCUCUGGUCUGAAAGACGUCGGUGGACACAUGAGGCUAGAAGGAUGGCUGAAACAGCCUAGAAAUGGGAAGCGUGGUCAGGGCUGGGAGAGGAAGUACGUGGUGCUGGAUGGAUAUAAAGUGAUCACGUACGAGACGGAACCAAGAGACGAGUCGGUGAAGCCGCUGGAUGAGUUUGAGUUGUGUCUCUCUGAUGGAGACGUGACUGUUCAUUCCGCUGUCGGUGCUUCUGAGCUGCCCAACACGGCCAAGACAGAUGUGCAGUAUGUGCUCAAGUUGGAGUCGUCUCCGCAGUCCACAUGCUGGCCCGGUCAGACUCUGUACCUCAUGACCUCAGGAUUUUCUGAGAAGCAGCGCUGGGUGGCCGUGCUGGAGGCCAUUGUGGCUAGCAGUCGUGGGGCAAGGGAGAAAGCCGAAGCUGACGCUAAAUUGUUGGGUAACUCUUUACUCAAGCUAGAAGGAGAUGAUCGUUUGGAUAUCAAUUGCACCCUCCCGCUGACUGACCAGAUUGUGUUGGUGGGCUCUGAGGAAGGUCUCUACGCCCUGAACGUGAUUAAAAACUCCCUCACUCACAUCCCAGGUCUUGGAUCAGUGUUUCAGAUCCACAUCAUCAAGGACCACGACAAGCUGCUGAUGAUCGUGGGGGAUGAGCGGGCGCUGUGUCUGGUUGAGAUUAAGAAAGUCAAACAGUCUCUGUCCCAGUCUCACCUCCCCACACUACCCGAGAUUGUGCCGUAUAUCUUUGAGACCGUCAAGGGCUGUCAUCUGUUCGCCGCGGGCAGGAUAGAAAACGGUCCGUGCAUUUGUGCCGCAAUGCCCAACAAAGUCACAAUUCUGCGAUACAAUGACAAUCUGAACAAAUUCUGUAUACGGAAGGAGAUUGAAACACUUGAGCCAUGCAGCUGUAUCCACUUCACCAGCUACAGCAUCAUCAUUGGUACCAAUAAAUUCUACGAGAUUGAGAUGAAGCAGUGUGUUCUGGACGAGUUCCUGGACAAGAAUGACGUGUCCUUGGCAUCGGCCGUGUUCACCGGAUCCUCCCACUGUUUCCCAAUCUCCAUCGUCCAGGUGUCCAGCACUCCACAGAAGGAAGAAUAUCUGCUCUGCUUCCACGAGAUUGGUGUGUUUGUGGAUGCUUACGGUCGAAGAAGUCGCCCUGAUGAUCUCAAGUGGAGUCGGCUUCCCCUGACCUUUGCAUUCAGAGAGCCGUAUCUGUUUGUGACCUACUUCAACUCACUGGAUGUUAUUGAGAUUCAGGGACACGCAGCUCUUGGGCCUCCCAGUCUCGUUCACCUGGACAUUCCUAACCCGCGUUAUCUGGGUCCGGCCAUAUCAUCUGGUGCCAUUUAUCUGGCCUCGUCCUACCAGAACAAACUGCGGGUCAUCUGCUGUAAGGGCAGCCUGGUGCGGGAGUCUGGGGAACUGCAGAGGACCGGCUCAAGCAGGAGCAGCCCCAACAAGCGUGGGCCGCCCACCUACAACGAGCACAUCUCCAAGCGUCUGGCCUCGGGUCCCGGGACCCAGGAGGGGCAGCUGCACCGCGAGCCCAGCACCCCUCACCGCUACCGCGAGGGCCGCACGGAGUUCCGGAGGGACAAAUCUCCGGCCCGACCUCUGGACCGCGAGAAAUCGCCCGGUCGGGCUGUGCUAGACAGCCGCAGGGAGAGGUCGCCUGGGCGCUUCGAGAGCAGCGGCAGCGAGAGAGACCGGGAGCGUUCGCGCCUUCACACUAGCUCUGUACGCACCCAGCUGACACCCGUCAACAAGGUACGCAUGAGACACUGCCACGUAAACUGUGUAUCCUUCUAGGGAUACAAACAUCAGGUUUGACGAUGUUCAUGCAUGCACAAAUGCAUGAACAUCCGCUGCUUUGUAGUUAAAUUCCUUCUAGUUAUGGCCUCAAACAGGAUGCUCAGUUAAUGUCCAGCCUUUAAAAAAAACAAAAGUCUCUGGGAAAAGACGUUAAAAUCGGCAUCCUUUGCAGCAGUAAUGAUGUUUCUGAGCUGAUCUGCGUCAGACAUGGCAGGCAGCCUGUUGAAGUGUUGAAGUGACCUCUUUAUCCUGGUGGUGGUGUAGGUUUGGGACCAGUCUUCAGUCUGAGAGCGUCCCGGAGGGAUGACGUAAGAGCCAUCGUCCACCUCCCGCGUGGAUGGACGUGUCCUUUUAACGGGCGCUUCGUAAAACUCUGAACUAUAUCAUCUCAUGCCUGUAACCGUGAACAGAGCCAUGUUAUUCACUCGCAGCCCCAGAGUCUGGGACAUUGUGCUGAUGUUGUAAACUCUGUCCAUGCUGUAACCAUUCAUCAAGGUCCAUUGUAAAGAAAAACAACUGCAAUUUUUGGGGGAAAGACCUUUGAAGGAAUGUCCCGGGUUCAGUACGGUAAGCUCUAUCAACAGCAUUUUGUGGCAUAACAGCUAUUACUGCAGAAAAUGGUUUUGACCUGUCCCUUUUUUUUUUUUUUUAAUUAAACAUUGUGGUUACAGUAAGACAUUCACAGUGGAAGUAAACAGGAACAGGCACUUUUUGAGUUUAGGGCAAGACACUACAGGUAAAACUGUUGUUUUUUUUUUCAGGCACUAUUUGGCAAUUUUGCUUCCAUAACAUCAUCUUUCAUUCUAGUGAUUUUUUUUUUUUUUUUUUUUAUUUAUCUAUUAACAUCAGUAGAUUUCAAUUAUAAUACAUUGGCCAUUUUCUCAAAAUUCUAGAAAAGGUUUUUUAUUUUAUUUUAUUUGAUUAAGGAAAAUCCCAAAUCCUGUCUGUAAAAACAUUUAAAUAACAGUUAAAAAAUAAAUAAAUACAAAUUUGAACCUUUGAAAUUUGAAUGGUAUGCAGAUAAGUGCAUAUUUAAUUAAUGCCUCAUUCACAACAUUUUAGAAAACUUGUAAUACAAAAGAGUUUUUUGUGAUUUACUGUGAUCGCUUGAUAAUUGUAUGUUGUAACUAGGGGUCAACCAAUAUGUGUUUUUCAGGGCCGAUACAAUUAUUACAGAUCAAGUAUAUUUUGAGCAGAUAUAUAUGGGCCAUUCUACAGAAUUGGCGCUAACUGCUGUCCCACAACUAAAAAACAUUUAAAAAGCAUACUAAGCAUAUAAAAAGUAUACUAAGAUCAUUCUAUUAUCUAUUGAAACACACACAUAUAUAUAUAUAUAUAAAAUCAUAAUUUAUUGGGUACUUUCAGUUGGGAGGUGGCUGUCCUGAACCCUUACCCCUGAAUUUUAACUUAUGAAAAUUAUAUUGAAAUAAUUUUUGUAUUUUUUUUCCCAUUGUUGUUUUUAAAAGUAAGCCCGUUUUCUGAGAGUUAUUCCAUAACAUUUAGUUUUUAUGUGUAUACCAGUGUUCAGAACUGUGCUAGCUAACCAUGUGCUGAUUAGCAUCCUUGAGCUAGAUUCAAAAGUAUCUAAAAUUGUCACUACCAAAACAUCUGGAGGAGUUUCAAUAGUUUCUUAUUUUUUUUUUUUUAGUAUUAUUUUUUGGGUGUUAUCCCAUAGAAUUGUCAUUACCGGAACAUGUCAUCAUUGUUUCGGUAGUGACAAAAGAGAACACAUAAUCCUCGUAUUUGUGGGAAAGUUUAGUACAGUUAUGCAAUUUUUAGUAUUUUAAUAUGUUUUAGUAGUGUUUCAGUAUUUGAGUUAAAAUUCUGUAAUGUGAUGUGGUCACUACCGAAAAUAAAGUAUAAUGAAUUAUCAGCUAAGAUGUUAUGGUAGUUUUUGGCUCAGUGUAUAUUCAAAUGAAUGAAUCCUUUACUUUGUAUGAUCAACCUUUUGCCUUUUACAAAGAAAAAAUUGGACUCAAAAUGCAACAAAUCUCAUAAAUUACACUUGAAAUAUUGUUAAAAAUGUAAUUUUUAUUGUUUUACCUCUAAAAAUGUUUUCAUAAAAUAGCAAAAAAUAUAUUUACAAUGUAGAUGGCAAGCAAAAUCUUAAUAGGUCAGUAUAAGCCUUCUAAUGAAAUUAUUAUUACUGUGUUUCGGUAGUGACAAAUUUGGGAAGAGGACUAUUAUUUCAAAAUGUUCUGAAAAUACAAUAUGAGAAUUAACUGCACAGUUAUUAGAAAUGUGUACCUUGGAUAUUAUACAAUUUGCACAACAUACAAGACGUUUCCAACUCUGACUUUGGACCAAUUGUAAAAUGGCCCAUAUAUGUCUGUUGUAAAAAUGAAAAUUCAUGUCAAAAUCAAGACUAACAAGGGCUCUGACAAAAAUUUUAUUUCAAUGCUUUUAAAUCGCUUUAUCAGCAAAUCAGUUUUGAAAAUGACCAAUAACCAUAAAAAUGCUUAAUACCGACCCCUAUUAAAAGUUUUACCCUUUUCACCUUUGGUUUCUUGGAUAGUUUGCCCAAAAAUGUAACAUUCGAUCGUCAUUUAUUAAUCCUGGAUGACAAAACAUUUGAUGGUAGAUCAAUUGGAAAAUGGAAAUAAAUGAAUACAUACAUUUUUAGUUACCAACAUUCUUCAAAAAUAUUUUUUGUGUUCAACAGAAGAAAGAAACCCACACAGGUCUGGAGCAACUUGAGGGUGAGUAAUUGAUGACAGACUGUUACAUUUUUGGUCAGCUAUCCCUUCGAAAAAUUACAUUUCAUUAUGUAUUUGAAAAGUCUGUAAAGCCUCUUAAUCCAUUUAUUGGUAGGACUACUAUAGUUUGUGUUGUUUGUGAAAAUGAUCAGUUUACUGACUUUGAAAUGCACUGACGAGGAUAGCAAUUAGAAAUGUACUUCCAUUGUACCUUACUGUACCCACCAUUUUUAGUCUUGAAAUGAUGAUCUGUGGUAAUAGACAGAAGCCCACAAAUGCUGUAGAUUUACAGUCCACUGAACCCAGAACAUUCCUUUACCUUAAUCACGUGAUUAGCACAUUGUAAAUAUGGUGAUUUCAAUUUUUAUAGCUAAACGGAACUUGACUGAUGAAGCUAUGAUAAGUCUAUUUUUUAUGCUAUUAAACUGUUUGUAUAGACAGUUGAAAUGGGUUUCCUACAGAGAAGUACAGUAAAGGUUUUAUUUCCAUGUAUGUCGUAUGCUAACGUGGUAAACACAGUCAAUUUGGCUGCUCUCAAUGACAGUUUGUCCAGUUUUUUAAGCUCUAUUUGACUGACAUGAUCGAACCUACUGCACAUUGUAUAUUUUUAUGCUAAUAUAGAGUCUGAGCUUGUAAAUCUUUUCAAAGAGACACGUUAUGUUCUCGCUACAAGUGUCCUUGUGAUGUUCAAGUGAACUUAUCGUAUUUUUUGUCGGAAAUAACGAAGCUUUCGUCGACACUCGCACACAGCAGGAAGUCCGCGGCCGGGGCUCUUCUGGAAAUUUCUGCUGCUGCUUAUCCGUUAACGGACGUCCUGUUCAGCUAUGACGUGAAAUAAUGUCCGGUAGCCCUCAGGGUUUGUAACGUUAGAAGAUCUUCUGUCGUUCCUCGUGGAAUAUGAAAACAGCUCAGUUAGAGGCUUUUUUGAGUUCAUGUAAGCAAACGCCUGAGUGAUCAUAUCAAACGCAUGAGUAAAUACUGACUUGGUUUUGGGACGUCCCGUCAUGUACUACUACCUUACUAUUGAUAAUCGAUGUUUUUCAACUAACAAGGCUGCUUACCUUGAACUUUCUUUUUGUAUAAAGAAAUGAAACUAUAUUAAACAAGUACGAGCCAUACACAGUU